Messenger RNA from Paramecium pentaurelia, 741 nucleotides. Lineage: Eukaryota; Ciliophora; Oligohymenophorea; Peniculida; Parameciidae. The record is from the annotation of a GenBank genome assembly.
AUGUCAAAUUAAGUAUCUAUAUCAGUUAAAGAAUUAAGAGUCAUAAAAACACCAAUUGCCACUGAUUUUAGUAGUUUUAGAGAUUUAUAAAGACUUCCAAUAACUAAAUCUAAUUUUAAAAGAACUUAUCUAAAAGGUGCUUCUCAUAGGGUAAAAUCAUUAAAAGAAGAAAAUUAAUUUGCAGAAGCUCACAAAAGAUAAGGAAAUGAAAAAUUAUUCAAAUUCAAUAGAUAAGAUCAAUUAUUGAAUAUUAGAAAUAUGCAUUUACAUAAAUUAGCUCCAUUAAGUACAGAACCUUAUGUUGAUGAAAAUAAUAAAAUUUAAAACAAAUAAAAAUAAAGGAAUAUAGAAUCAAAUAAUCUUAAUUUAUAGUUGAUAACUAAUUCAAUUAAUUAAACUUUGGAAUUAGUUUAUAAUCCUUAACCAAUCAUAAAAAAAUAUUAAAGAUAUCCUUUAUAGAAUGUGACUUAAAAGACUGAAUUUCAAAAUUCAUAAUUAGUUACCUAAGUAACUCAUUCAGGUCUUAAUUCACCUAAAGAAUCAUAAAAGAAAAAGGUAGAAUUAUCAAUUUUGAAACCUGCAUAAAAGAAAUGUCUCAAAGAUAUCUUUUUAGAUUCAAUUCAAACAACAAGUUAUGGUUCCAUUCGAAUGGAUACCAUAGAAACAAAAUACAUAUCUCCUAAAUCAAGUUUACCUACAUCUUUGGAUAACACAAAAAAAAUAUUGAAGUAAUAUUUAUGA